AUGCAGGAACAGUUGAAACAAGUUCACGAAACAGCUCUCGAACUCGCCGCUGAGAAAGAAGACAGGAAUUAUCAUAUGAAUGCCCUUCUAGAACAGAUUGAACUUCUGAAGACUAUCAAGCUGGAUCGCGAGGACAUGGUGGAGGCGAUGGCUGAUAAGGCUGAUCUCAGGAUGCUGGCGAGGAAGGUCUCCCACGACCAGUUUGAAUUGGCCUGUGAUGACCUCUCACGAGGACUUGAACACGCACUCGGCAAACUGAACAUACAGGAAGCGUUGUGGCAACAAGCCCUGGAUGACAUUCAAAGAGAGAUAGAAACUAAACUGGAUAAGAUGGAGCUCUCCCCGGUGAAAGACUUCUUCAACACGAAGCUUAAACAACUCCAAGAAAAUCUGAAGCAGAUGGCAUCCCUUCGAAGAGAGGUAGAAGCGGCCGGUACCAAACGACGUUUACUUAGGGAGGUGAAUUGUAUCUCGUGUGAUGCAAACGCCGUUAUGCCGAUGGAACCGCCGAAUAUGAUUCCUAUAAGCCGUCCGAUGCCGGGACACAUGUCUAUGAAACCGUACCUCAGUUAUGAGCUCGACGCGAUACGCAAAACUCAGGCGACAAACUUACCACAACGAAACUUACACGACUGGGAGACUAUCGACAAACAAAUGAAUCAACAGAAACAGCCGCAGAAAGCGAGAUCGGAUACGGGCAAGCAUAUCUGUAAUCGUUACUGCGGCGGGUCUCACACUAUGACGACAGCCGCUCAGCGCGUGGCACGAGCUGGUCAUUUUAUAAAGCAAUGGGGUCCGGACGUAGUGCCGUUGUCUUCGGGACUAGCGGCGGGCGACGAUGGAAGGUUGUACAAGGUCGUCCAAAACGAAGCAGACAAUGUUGGCCCAGGUGGCGCUGUCGAAACUACUUGCACUCCGAAACAACCAAAGAAGACUGAUCCUCCGAAGACUCCGACAAAACCGGUUCUUUUGGCAGCGCCGGAGUGCCGUUGCUUGGAAGGAGGUUAG
This is a messenger RNA of Danaus chrysippus (African queen), 1008 nucleotides long. Lineage: Eukaryota; Metazoa; Arthropoda; Insecta; Lepidoptera; Nymphalidae. The record is from the annotation of a GenBank genome assembly.